Messenger RNA from Patiria miniata (bat star), 1177 nucleotides. RefSeq lists its product as uncharacterized. The record is from RefSeq and is a predicted model, not a curated record. The transcript is spliced from 4 exons. The coding region runs from base 1 to 1125 and encodes 374 amino acids. Lineage: Eukaryota; Metazoa; Echinodermata; Asteroidea; Valvatida; Asterinidae.
AUGGCCAGUCAGACUCUUCUGUACAUGAAACUCGCCUUAUCUGUGUUGAUAGUCCUCUGUGCUGCGAUGGUCGGGUACCACGUCUUCAUGAAACAAGACUACAUGGAGAAAUCUCUGAAACAAGUACCCACUGAGGUAACUCGUGACCCCGAUGACGUCAGAUUGUCUGGGGUCAUUCCUCGCAACAGCUCGACGGUUGAAAGGAAACUAAUCAAAGACAUUGACAAUGAGUCCAGAGAUAUCGAUACUGGUCAAGUUCGACGCAACGGAGUAAUCGAAGAGGUUGGAAUCGAUGAGCGCAUGAUAGGUUUGGUCACUGCGGAUCCAAGAGAACUCAUGAAUCGGACGGUAAUAGUGACUGCGAUAUCGCAGAAUCAUUUGAAGGAAUCGAUGGGAAUGAUCGCCAGCGUGCAGGAAUUCCUGCCGAACACUAGAAUCGUAAUGUACAACCUUGGACUCAAUACAGCAGGUAUCCAACAGGUAAAUACAGAGAGAUUAUUGGAGAUGGACCUGAUCGAGGUUUAUAAGAUCCUCAACGGCUUGGAAGGCAUUGAGGAGAGCAAGCUCUUCCAGAGACAUGACAACCCAUUCCAAGAGACAUUGGAUGAAUUUGGUGUCAUCUUUUGGUGCGAUGCAUCAGCACGUUACCAGCAGGAUCCACUGGUCCUCUUCUCUCUGCUCAAGGAGCAGCAAGGCUUCAUGAGACGAAUCAUGGAGUUCAAAUCCAACAAGAUGUUGGUAAGAACCCAUCCGAAGAUGUUCGAAGCCAUAGGCAUCGACAGGGAGCAGUUCCGUGCAGAUGCCGGCUACGCAAUGUGCUUUGAGGCCAACCGACUGUUGUUUGUAAACAGCGCCCUCGUGCGGACAAAAAUCAUCGGACCCUGGGUGGACUGUGCGAUGAACAUGGCGUGCAUCGCCCCAAAAGGUAGUGUGCUAGCGCAAAACCAGAAAGGUCCUCAGCGGUACACGCACCGCUUUGAUCAGGCCGCGCUUGCCCUGGUCGCGUACAAGAACAUGAGAGGUGUCUGGAAUGCGAACAACGACCGGUCAGAACUCUUCCACGAGGUGGUCGGGCUGUCGCGAUCUGCAGCUGGAUCUGAAAAGGUACAAUUCUGUAAAAGCUGAAUGGGGUCGAACAUCAAAAUAAUAUUCACUAUCCUUUCGGCCAAAAAAAAGU